AUGGGUUCAAAGCGUGAUGCAGAUGUUCAUGAUCGGAAUCCUGCGAGCUCAACAGGCAUAGUAAAAGUUUCUGCCGUGAUGCAUUUCGCCAUACCGCCUGUGUGGAUGAGGGACCCAAUGGCAUCCGUCUUGGAUCAGUUAGAUACCCUUGUGAUGCGUUUUCUUCCGCCUUUGGAAGGCGUCCUCAUUGCACAUUCACAUGCUAGGUUUUUGUAUCCAUUGGGCAGCAUUGAUGGUGACUCGGCCUUUGCUGAGGUGCCUGUGCGUUUCACUGGCAUCGUGUGGCGACCGGAGAUUGGAAUGAAACUUCAAGGCACAAUCACUCUCUGUUCGCCGAGUCAUGUUUCAUUGCUACUAUACGACACCUUUAAUGCAGCCAUCUCUGCCCCCCACAUUCCCGCAUCUAUGUGGGAGUUCGUUUAUUACAGUGAUGUGGGCGAAGUGCAACGAGUCGAUGCAAAAGAUCGCAGCGUAGGGUUUUGGCGAAACAAAGAGUCCGGUGAGCGACUAGGUGGCAAAAAUCAUAUGCUUCAAUUUUCUGUCAUUAGCAUGACUGUCGCGAACCAGAUGCUGUCGUUGCAUGGCAGCCUGUUGCAGGAUCCAUUCAGUGUGCCGCCGCCACGGCCUGGUACACUGUCAUUUGACCAGGCGAUGGGAACCAUGGAGCCUAUGGACGAAGAAACAAAUGAAGAGGUGCCAAUGCCACGACGUGUGCGUUGGGAGGACUCGGAUGAAGAGGAUGAACAGAAGGACGACCAACAGCAAGACAAUAAUUUGGUAGAAGGCGUGGUGGAAAACGAGACAGACCCCGAACAUGGCAAUAAUCAGAUGAAUGGAGAAAACAAUCAGAGGUCUAUGGAGAAUGAGGUGUCGCAAGAACAAGGACCCUUGGCAACCGGAAGCUUGGAGGACGACGAGAGUACAUCAAAGAUCAAGAAAAAAGAUCGAAAGAAGGAAAAGGAGAAAGAAACAAUAAGCGCGAAAGAAAUGAAGGGGGAGAAGAAAAAGGACAAAAAAGCAAAGAAAAAGGAUCAGUCCGAACAUGGAGCAAAGGACGCUUCUUCCGAACCAAAGAAAACUAAGGGAUCAAAAGAAAAGAGCCGAAAGCAUAAACACCACGACGCAGAAAAGGAAAGCGAGUCCGCAAGUAGCAAGCGCUCGCGCCGAGAUGCUUAA
This is a messenger RNA of Malassezia globosa CBS 7966, 1176 nucleotides long. RefSeq lists its product as uncharacterized. The record is from RefSeq and is a predicted model, not a curated record. The transcript is spliced from 2 exons. Gene Ontology annotation, cellular component: RNA polymerase I complex. Gene Ontology annotation, biological process: DNA-templated transcription initiation. The coding region runs from base 1 to 1176 and encodes 391 amino acids. NCBI's taxonomy places the organism in Eukaryota, Fungi, Basidiomycota, Malasseziomycetes, Malasseziales, Malasseziaceae.